AGUUAGAAGAGAGAGUGGCAAGACGUUGGUCUGGCCAUGGGAUAGGAAAAUGUCGUCACUCACAUCCAAAUUAUCAUCAUCAUCAUCAUCACCACCUUGUUAUCUUCUUUGUUUCCACAGAAAUAAUGGAAGAAGGACAAGUGUUCUUCCAUCUGCAGCCAAGAAAGAUUCCUCCACUGAAGUUCCUAGCAAGAAGAGCCAAGCCCUUUUCCAAUUGAAACUUCCUAAUAGCACCUGCAAGCUCGUAGCCCAGUCUGCUGCUGCAGUGUUUGCACUGGGAUUCAUCGAUGCCGGGUACAGUGGAGAUUGGUCAAGAAUUGGUGUGAUUUCAAGAGGGACAGAAGGCUUACUAAAAGUUGCAGCUUUUCUUGUGGUGCCUUUGUGUCUCUUUUUAAUCAUUUCAUUGUCUGGGAAAGAUGAGGGUUGAAAUUGUGGUCUGUGUACGCACACAGGAAUCUAAGCACCAUCUAGGGCUUGAUCGAUACAACACUCAAUUGUCGACUGUUUUUGUAUCCCAACUUAAAAACAGUUCAAAGUGGAUAAGAGUUCUCCA
This is a messenger RNA of Andrographis paniculata, 553 nucleotides long. RefSeq lists its product as uncharacterized. The transcript is spliced from 2 exons. NCBI's taxonomy places the organism in Eukaryota, Viridiplantae, Streptophyta, Magnoliopsida, Lamiales, Acanthaceae. Bases 50 to 427 code for a protein of 125 amino acids. The record is from RefSeq and is a predicted model, not a curated record.